Aspergillus pseudonomiae is the source of this 918-nucleotide messenger RNA. Its product is annotated as sterol desaturase family protein. NCBI's taxonomy places the organism in Eukaryota, Fungi, Ascomycota, Eurotiomycetes, Eurotiales, Aspergillaceae. Bases 1 to 918 code for a protein of 305 amino acids. Gene Ontology annotation, biological process: lipid biosynthetic process. The record is from RefSeq and is a predicted model, not a curated record. Gene Ontology annotation, molecular function: iron ion binding; oxidoreductase activity. The transcript is spliced from 3 exons.
AUGGAUGUGCUUCUUGACAUCCUGGACACGUUCGUGUUCGACAGAUUAUACGCAUCAAUUUUACCAGCGACGAACCCCAUCCCGGCGCCGGCAGGCACAUACAACAAGCACAUUAACCUCUACUACCCACUGCCGCCGUCUCCGUACGCCGACAGCAGCACAUGGAGGCGAGAUGACCUCGCCCGACAGACAACGUCGCUAUUCCUCAUCGGAUGGAUCUUCGCCACGGCCUUGUACUUAAUCGGCAGCACACUCAUCUACCACACGCUCUUCGACAAGCGCGUAAUGCGCCACCCACACUUCCUGCCGAACCAGAUCCGGCAAGAGAUCCGCCAAGGCCUGUCUGCGAUCCCCGUCAUCGCCGUGCUCACGGCCCCGUUCUUCCUCGCCGAGGUGCGCGGCUGGACCAAGCUCUACGACUUCAACCACGAAGCCCCCUUCCGCGCCUACAACUGGCUGCAGUAUCCGCUGUUCGUCUGCUUCACGGACUGUGGCAUCUACUGGAUCCAUCGCGGACUGCAUUACCCGCCCGUGUACCGCUGGCUGCACAAGCCGCACCAUAAAUGGAUCAUGCCGAGUCCGUUUGCCAGCUAUGCGUUCCAUCCCGUGGAUGGCUGGUCGCAGAGCAUUCCGUACCAUGUGUAUCCGUUGCUGUUUCCGUUGCAGAAGAGCGCCUACCUGGGGCUUUUUGUGUUCGUCACUAUGUGGACGGUUUUUAUUCAUGAUGCCGAGUAUCUUUCCGAAUCUAUAGUCGUCAACGGUGCAGCGUGUCAUACCAUGCAUCAUCUGUACUUCAACUAUAACUAUGGUCAAUUCCUGACGUUCUGGGAUAGGGUCAGCGGCACAUACCGCAAGCCGAAGGAGGACGGGUUCAUCCAGAACGAGAACCGCAAGGCGCAGGCUCUCAAGAGGGAUUGA